Molecule: messenger RNA, 1317 nt
Organism: Danaus chrysippus (African queen)
Lineage: Eukaryota; Metazoa; Arthropoda; Insecta; Lepidoptera; Nymphalidae
Source: the annotation of a GenBank genome assembly
AUGAAACGUAAAAACUCCCGACUGGAUGAAGAAGAAACGAGGCUGUCGAAAUUGCUUUUCAACAAAACCAGAAAGUUUACUGAAAAUAUAUCAGAAGUCAAAAAAGACAUUGACAUAGACCGAAAACCCGCUUGGAUAGAUGACGAUGAUGAAAAAACUCCUAUUAAUAUUAUACCUCAAGUGAAAUCUGAAGGACUUUAUGUUCAAAAACUUAAACAAAAAUAUGAAACACUUAUCGGUACACCAAGUUGGGCUAAAGUCAAGGAGAAGAAUGAGGAUGACGAUAAAGAUGAUGAAGAUGACAAAUUACUGAGAACCGUUGGUCACUUACAGAAGACAAAAACAAAGAGUCUGAAGAAAGAUGUCUUAGAAAUAAAGAAGUUCCCAAAAAUUAAUUCCGAAACAAGUAACGAAGGGCCUUUCAUAUCAUCAGUAGAAUUUCAUCCUAAAAUGAGUGUAGUCCUUGUUGGGGGCAAAGCUGGUAUAGUGUCACUAUUUUCUAUCGGCGGAGAUGUUAAUAAUAAACUUCAUAGCUUCAAAUUAAAAAAAUUUAAUGUCACCACUUCACAAUUCUCUCCGGACGGUUCUGAAGCAUACAUUGCAUCCAAAUUAUGUCACAACUACUGUGUAUAUAAUCUAGCAAAAGCCGAGCCCAUAUUGGUCCAGUUGCCAAGGAUAGUAAAAGCGGCAAAAAUAUUCAAACUAUCACCUGAUGGGAAAUUCAUAGCGACGAGUGACGGUUUUGAUGAAAUCUACAUCAUAUGUGCCAAUUCAAAAGAAUUAUUAAGAGCUUUAAAGCAUAAUACAAAUGUAGAAUCAGUAGUAUUCAGUAAUAACUCAGAAAAUUUGUAUUGUUAUGGCAUACAAGGGGAAAUUACCGUGUGGGAUCUCUCUAUGUUCAGAUCAAUAAAGAAAUUCACCGACAAUGGCUGUAUCAACGCUUCUAAAAUAGCUAUGAGUCAUUGCGGUCAAUUAUUAGCAACUGGCAGCGGGGAAGGUAUAGUUAAUAUUUACGACACAAAAAAUCUGACAACACAAAAUCCAUUACCUCUUAAAACUAUUAUGAAUUUGACAACAAAAAUAACCAAUCUGAAGUUUAAUUCUACAACAGAGAUAUUAUCGAUAACAUCCAGUUAUUUCCCUAAUGCUCUCAAAUUAAUACAUAUACCAUCUUAUCAUGUAUUCUGUAAUUUCCCCAAACAAAACUUGUACCAAGUCGAAACUGUCAGCUUUUCACCCAACAGUGGAUAUAUGGGCAUUGGUAAUAACAAAGGCUGCGCUUAUUUGUAUAGGCUUAAACAUUUUAAAAACUAUUAG